Vespula pensylvanica (western yellowjacket) is the source of this 4380-nucleotide messenger RNA. Its product is annotated as tetratricopeptide repeat protein 21B-like. Gene Ontology annotation, biological process: intraciliary retrograde transport; protein localization to cilium. The record is from RefSeq and is a predicted model, not a curated record. The transcript has 6 exons. Gene Ontology annotation, cellular component: intraciliary transport particle A. The coding region runs from base 327 to 4262 and encodes 1311 amino acids. NCBI's taxonomy places the organism in Eukaryota, Metazoa, Arthropoda, Insecta, Hymenoptera, Vespidae. Gene Ontology annotation, molecular function: protein binding.
AUACAUACAGUAUUUUUAUUUUAGCUUAUGUCAAAGUACUUAGAUUUCAUAAAAAAGAUAGAUCGAUUAAUAAUUUACAUUCAUAUAGUAGUAUUAUAUUCAUAUAGUAUAUUACAAACUAUUGUAUGAUUUAAUUGUAAAUAUAAAUUUACAAAGGCUCUUUAUUUUUAUUUUUAGCAGGGAUUAUAUUGCAAGAUAUAUUUGAGAUAUAAAGAUGUGCUUAUAUAUGAUAAAAGAAUAUAAGGGGGAAAAAAGGAUAUAAAGCUUUCCAAGAAGUUGUGUCCAAGCAAAUUCAUCGCAUUAAUUAAAAAUUUUGAAUCAUUAAGAUGGAAGAACAGGAAUAUAUAACAUGGAUUGAAUGGUUGUGCUAUCAGUUUUAUUAUAAUGGAAUGCUUAAUCAUGUGAAACAAGCAUGUGAUGCUUAUCCAACAAGUGAUCAUCUGAAAUUGUUGCUUAGCCUUGCCUAUUUACUAAAUGGAAGGAUACACGAUGCCAUUAAAGAAAGUAGCAGUUUAAUGAAUAACACAGAAGUUUCAUUACCAGGAUUGCUUAUACAGAGUUUUGCAUAUAAAGUAAGCACAAAUGUAGACAAAUCGACGAUAAUGCAAAUCGAUAUAAAAAUCAGAGAUGAACGAAGAAAAGCAUCUGCCACUGCACUAUCAUUAUCUGCUUUGAUACUACUUUUGUACAAAAAGAUUGAUAAAGCUAAAGACUAUGCUGAUAGAGCAUAUAAUGUUGAUCCUGUUGAUACAAAUGUCCUAUUGGCUAAAGGUUGGGUAGAAUUGUACAUACAAGAAGAAGAUAAUUAUACAAAGAUAGACUAUUUUAACGCAGUUUUAAAAACACAUAGUAAGCAUUUUAAUGCUCUCAUGGGUACCGCAAGAUAUAAACAACAUUGUGGAGACUAUACAGGAGCAAUAUUGAUAUUAAAUUCAUUAAUAGUGCAUUAUCCCAAAUUAAGCUUUCCACUGGUAGAAAAAUUAUCUAAUCAAUUAGCUAUGAAAGAUUGGGAACAAGUACUUGAAACAGCUAAUAGAAUAUUAACAAUAGAUCCUAAUAAUUUAGAUGCAAUAAAAGCUCAUUGUGUUGUUGCUCUUUGCAAAGAUGGAGAAUACAAUGAAAGUUUAAAGCAUCUACAAUUAUUUUUAAGGAAUUUAAUUCUUGUAGAAGCAAAAAAUGUUGAUCUUUUGAUCAAAAACAUACAGUUAUUUUCAUGCAUAGCAUGUGGAAAUGAAAAUAUAUUAAUGGAAUUAUGUAAAAUAACUGAAAAAAUGUUACAACAAAAUUCUAAUUGCGGAGAAUUAAUGGUUGAACUUGGUAAUCUAUAUGUUUUAUUGGGAAAAACAAAAGAAGCUGAAUAUUGGUAUAGGAAUAAUAUACGCAUAGAGGAGUCAUCAUUUCCAGCUUUGAUAGGUUUGGCACAUUGUCAGUUAUUAGAUAAUUCUGCAAAUGCUCGAGUUUUAGCUAAACAACAAAUUGAUUUUUUAAUGGAAAUUCAAUCGACUUCGGCGAAUCCUAAAUUAUUGUUUAUGUCAUCAAUACUUUGUGAAGAUGAUCAAAAAAAAGGACUUCAGUAUUUAAACAUGGCAGCUAAAGUUUUAUUAAAGGAUUGCGAAUCCAUCCUUUAUGGAUAUAAAUAUUUGACAAAUUUAAAUCCUGAUUUAUGUAUAGAAAUUGGAAAACAACGUUUAACUUACUCUGUUCAUGAUACAUCGUCCAUGGAUAAAGGAAGUUAUGAGAUUGAAAAAGAACCUCUUUUAGAUUUAUUAGAAAAACUUGCAGAAGCAUGUCCUGGUUUAAGCAAUGUAUUAUUAAUAUUAAGUAAAAUCAAAAUGCAAAGUGGAAAGCUAGAGGAAGCUCUAACAAUUUUAAAAAAUCUUUUGGACUCCAUCGAUUCUACCAAUGCGCAGGGACAUUUAUUAAUGGCACAGACUUUGGCAUAUCAAGGUCAUUAUCAAUUAGCUUUACAAAGUUUGGAAAUGGGUUUGAGUUACAAUUUUAAAGUUAGAGAUGAUCCAAUUUAUCACAUGGUCAAUGGUAUUAUACAAAAAGAGAAUGGAGAUCUCGAAAAUUGUAUAAAAAGCUUUGAAUUAGCUAUGUUGUAUGCAGGUUUGAAGCGAAAUAAAAAUAUUGCAGAAGUUAAGCAAAUUUCUAUGCAAGAUAAAGCAGUGUUGUAUCUUGAAUUAAUCUCUGGAUACAGUAAAAUGAAACAAUUUAGUGAAGCAUUAGCAUUGAUGGAAGACGCAAUAAUAGAACUUCAAGGUACUGCAGAAGAAAGCAAAGCCACAAUAGGAUAUGCAGAUCUGUACUUGGAAAUGGGAGAAUUGGAAAAAGCAACAGAGCAUUUAGCAAAAGUAAAGCCAGAUGAGCCUUAUUAUGUACAAGCUCAUACGAAAUUGGCUCAAAUACAUUUAAAGUACAAAAGAGACAGGCAAGCCUUUGCAAAAUGUUUCAGAGAAUUAGUAGAACACUGUCCUGGUCCUAAGACAUACGGUAUGCUUGGCGAUGCAUAUAUUUCUAUACAAGAACCAGAAAGAGCUAUCGAAGCCUAUGAACAAGCUUUAAAUCAAAAUCCAAAAGACAAGGCGAUAAUAGCAAAUAAAAUGGGAAAGGCAUUGAUAAAAACUCAUCAAUAUAUUAAGGCUAUUAGUUAUUAUAAGGAUAUGAUAAAACAAGCAGAAUGUAAAGAUUUGAAAUUGGAUCUUGCAAGAUUGUUUAUUAAAAUGAAACAAUACGAUAAGGCUGAAGCUACUUUGGUAGAGGAAUUGAGAAAUGCUCGAUUUGAAUCCGAUUUGGACAGUUUAGAAAGUCGAGGACAACAAUUACUCUUACUUGCAAAAGUCCGUGAGAAAGCUGGUAAUAUACAAGCAGCACUUUCUGUACUAAAAGAAGCUAAAGAAAGUCAAAUGAGGUAUAUACAACGUCUUACCAUGGCUUCGAGUGCAAUGGAACAAAAACAUGUAGUAGCAGACAUAUGUGUGGCUAUGGCAGAUCAUGCAUCUUCUAUAAGAGAUUACGAUCAAGCGGUAUUACACUAUAAAGAAGCUUUGAGUUAUAAAGCAGCUGAUAUUAAAGCAUUGCUAUCAUUAGCAAAGUUAUACAUGCAGAUAAAUAACUUGGACAGGUGUGCUCAAACAUGUACUACUCUUUUAAAGGCUGAUCCGAAUAACGAGGCUGCAUCUGUUAUGAUGGCUGAUCUCGCAUUUAGAAAAGUUGAUUUUGAAACUGCAGCAUUUCAUUUUCGCCAGUUAUUAUUACAAAAACCGACGUAUUGGACGGCAUUAGCUAGAUUGAUAGAAGUUUCCCGCAGGACAGGAAAUAUGGAUAAUUUAGAUGAAUGGCUCAGUCAAGCGCAAACGGCAAUGGGAUCUGGCAAUAUGGAGGCUGGUUUAUACUAUUGCACUGGUUUAUUAGACUGGCGAAUGGGAAGAUUAAAUUCGGCUCUUAGAAAUUUCAAUUAUGCAAGACGCGAUCCUGAAUGGGGUCAACAAGCUAUUUAUAAUAUGAUUGAAAUUUGUUUGGAUCCUGAUGACGAUUCUUCAUUGUCCAAUGAAGCUUUCAAUGACGAAGAUAUGGAAUACCAAGAUUCAAGGACAAUGGCCCUGAAAACUGCUUAUCGUUUAUUACAGGAAUUAAAUCCGAGAGGUAGUCAACAUGAGAUGUUGACUCAUCGGCUUCUGGGUAACUUCUUUCUUCUCGCUACGAAACAAAAAUCAAACAUCGAAAAAGCUUUACAGGAUUGCACAAAUUUAGCUAGUCAAGAAGCACUUAGAGAUCACGUUGGACCAGCCUUAGGCAUGGCAGCAGCACACAUUUUAUUAAAACAAACUCCCCGCGCCCGAAAUCAUCUUAAGCGUGUUAGCAAAAACGUUUGGACUUUCGAGGAUGCGGAGUACUUGGAACGAUGUUGGUUACUCUUGGCAGAUAUUUAUGUUCAAUCGAGCAAAUAUGAUCUAGCGAAUGAGCUACUUAAACGCGUUUUGCAACAUAAUGCAACAUGCGUGAGAGCUCACGAAUUGUCCGGUUAUAUCGCUGAAAAAGAUCAGAAUUACCGGGAAGCUUCCGUGCGAUACGCGCAAGCAUGGAAAUUCGGUGGUAAAUCUAAAUUAUCAAUUGGCUACAAAUUAGCCUAUUGCUCUUUGAAGGGAAAAUCUUAUGCGGAUGCCAUAGAAGCUUGCAACGAAGUAUUGAGACAAAAUCCUGACUAUCCUCGCAUUAGAAAAGAUGUUUUGGAAAAAGCUAUUAAUAAUCUUCGCACUUAAUCGCUUAAGGACAAAAAGAAUGGUUUAGUAAAUGAUAUAUUUAAGAAUACCAAAUAAACAUCACUUGUUCUACAAACAAAUGAAAUUAUGACGAAAAAAUAAAGAAUAUUUAUUCACA